AACGAUUACUUGAAAAGACCAGAGCCCCACCUGGCCGUAGCUACGCCUGACCGACUUGGCAUAGUACAAGUUUUUUUAUUACUUCUUAUUAUUUUGAAAGACUUUAAAAUCAAAAUGUUUAAUAAUUAACACCUUAAAUCUUUAAUGGUUUCAUUUAUUUUUUCCCCAAUGCUGAAUGAUGAAAGAAAAAAAACUUCGCUGUGCUUCACUUUCUCUGCCGGUUCUGUGCUGCGCUGCGGUUGAGCGGUUCUGCGUCUCACCGAUCUCAGAAUCUCACUUUGUCUUCUUCACUUCCGCCGCAGCCGCCGCUCUACGCUCGUCUGUGAUCCCGACUAGCAGUCAAGCACUCAAGCAGAGGCCAGACUCCGGAGAGGCAAAGAAGGGAGCAAACUUCCGUCAGUUUCGCGAGACCGUGACUCCAUCUUCUAGUAUUCUAUCUUCAUAUUUUUUGAGUUUCGAUCUCAUCAUUCCAGUGCUGCUACAGCCGGCACGCAGCCGGGGGCUUAUAUUAUUCCAGGGGCAUCCCGACGGAAGCUGGAAGGGGCACUGUGAGAAGUUAGACUUGGCUAUGCCAGGGGUGGCAACAAUGGAUUCCGAGUUACCAGUAGAACCACAGUCACUAAAGAAGCUCAGCUUCAAAUCUCAAAAGCAUGCCCUAGAUUUCUUCUCUCCCCUACAUGGCCAUAUCCCCCCUCCCGAUCCGGAAAGCAAGAGGAUUCGAACAAGUCAUAAGCUAAAUAUCGAAUAUGGAGCUAUAACAACUCAAUCUCAUUCAAAUUCAAAGGCGGGCUCUGAAAGUCAAGGUCAAAAGCCUUCUGCUCCUUCAAAUGCUCUCGCUCUUCCAGGUCCAGAGAAUGCAAGAGACCCACACAAGGGAGUUUCAGAAAAUGUAUUAGCUGUUGGUCCAACUUUGCAACCAAAGAGCACAAUGGAUGGCUUCUCCAGCAAAAGUAGUACUGCAGCUGUUCUUUCAAACCCUUCUUCUGAAAGGAAUCUCACAACUGCUGCUAUAAUGGAAAGGAUACCAAGUAAAUGGCCACGCCCUGUGUGGCAUCCUCCAUGGAAGAACUACAGGGUCAUCAGCGGGCAUUUGGGAUGGGUGCGGUCUGUUGCUGUGGAUCCCAGCAAUACAUGGUUUUGUACGGGGUCAGCAGAUCGAACUAUCAAGAUAUGGGAUUUAGCAAGUGGAACGCUAAAGCUUACUCUCACUGGUCAUAUUGAACAAAUAAGAGGUCUUGCUGUUAGCAGUAAGCACACCUACAUGUUCUCUGCUGGUGAUGACAAACAAGUUAAAUGCUGGGAUCUAGAACAAAAUAAGGUGAUCAGGUCUUAUCAUGGUCAUUUAAGUGGUGUCUAUUGCUUAGCCCUUCAUCCCGUCCUUGAUAUCCUUUUUACUGGGGGUCGUGAUUCGGUUUGUCGGGUCUGGGACAUUAGGAGCAAGAUGCAGAUACAUGCUUUGUCAGGGCAUGAUGAGACCGUGUGCUCUGUUCUAUCUCGGCCUUUGGAUCCUCAAGUCAUUACCGGCUCACACGAUUCAACUAUAAAAUUCUGGGACCUCAGAAAUGGUAAGACUAUGUCAACACUCACACAUCACAAGAAAUCCGUCAGGGCAAUGUCAUUGCAUCCAACCGAGGAUGCUUUUGCGUCUGCCUCUGCUGACAACAUAAAAAAAUUCAACCUCCCAAAAGGAGAAUUUUUGCACAACAUGCUUUCUCAGCAGAAAACAAUCAUCAAUGCAAUGGCUGUCAAUAAUGAUGGUGUGAUGGUUACAGGAGGUGAUAAUGGGAGCUUGUGGUACUGGGACUGGAGAAGUGGCCAUAAUUUCCAGCAAGCACAAACAAUUGUUCAACCUGGAUCACUGGAGAGUGAGGCUGGUAUCUACUCAAUGACCUAUGAUGUGUCUGGUUCGAGGCUGAUCACUUGCGAGGCUGACAAGACCAUAAAGAUGUGGAAAGAGGACGAGAAUGCCACCCCAGAAACUCACCCUCUCCAUUUUAAGCCCCCAAGAGAUAUCCGUCGCUUCUGAAUAUGGUGUUCUUUUUGUCAGGGAAUUUGUACUGCCAUUUCACUUUUUUUUCCUCCUUUGUAGCUGCUUUGGUGAUAACAAUGUAGUACUAUUGAGACAAGCACACUCCAAGAAAAGAUCUUUUGUGCCUCUUAUGAGCAUCUGUAAGAAAUGCAAUUCUCUUGACUUGGAUAAUAUUUUAAUUAGCAAUCUAGCAUACAACGAUGGUUUAAAAUUCACAUUCGCUUGAUCCAGCUAUCCUCGUAGAGAAAAAUUUGUAAUGUACACGACCGAAGUGCAACUUUCUGGUCUGUCUUGGUGCUUUCCGUGAGAGAUGAAACAAUGUGGAAAGUAUCCUCUCAGGGAUAUGUUGGAUACUUUC
Cuscuta campestris is the source of this 2387-nucleotide messenger RNA. Lineage: Eukaryota; Viridiplantae; Streptophyta; Magnoliopsida; Solanales; Convolvulaceae. The record is from the annotation of a GenBank genome assembly.